CUUCUGUUUCUUCUGUUUCUCCAUUGCUGCUGGGUUUGGUUUCGUUUCCUCUGUGUUUGGGCUUGAACUCGCGAGUUUCUCUUUGCGUCUUCUCUCUGCUCACCUGCUCGGCUGCUGCUCCAUCCGAGUUUUCUUCCAGUAGCUGUUGCCCCUAUUGAGGGUUUUCUGAAUAGACCAGCCAUGGUAGACAGUGAGACGGUGGUUACACAAUCCCCUGCUAUAAUGGAAUACUCGGGGUCUAUUGCUCAAGCCGCUCCCGCAGAUGCCCCUACGACGGAUUCUAAUGCUAUCCCACAAGAAUCUUAUGCCAAUAAUGCAGCUUUCGAGGCCAAGAUGGAUAUUGGGCUGCCUCAUACUAUUCAGGGUGCUGGAGGUGGAGGUUAUGGUUCCUUUGCUAAUGGCGAUGCUGUUAGUGGAGCUAGUCACGCUGAGAAUGGCACUGCCUCCAUCAGUGAAGGUGGAGGGGCUGCCGGGUUGCAGCUCAUGGAGGGUGGUUCUGUGCGUGCUAUGUCUGCUGAAGAGGAAAGACUAUGGAAUGUCGUCGGCGCGAAUUCUUUAGAUUUUGAUGCCUGGGUUACCCUAAUCGAUGAGACUGAGAAAGUGGCCGAGGGAAACAUCUUGAAAAUUCGGAGGGUCUAUGACGCUUUUUUGGCAGAAUUUCCUCUCUGCUAUGGUUAUUGGAAGAAGUAUGCGGAGCAUGAGGCACCUGGCUCAACUGAAAAGGCGGUGGAGGUUUAUGAGCAUGCUGUCCAGGCAGUUACUUAUUCUGUUGACAUCUGGUUGCAUUAUUGCAGAUUUGCUAUUAACAAGUAUGAAGAUCCGGAUAUUAUUAGAAGGUUAUUUGAACGGGGAUUAGCCUAUGUUGGAACUGAUUACCUGUCGUACUCCCUUUGGGAUGAAUAUAUAGAAUUUGAGUAUAAACACCAGGAAUGGAGCCGACUUGCUAUGAUCUACACAAGGAUAUUCGAGAACCCAAUUCUGUACUUUGAUAAAUACUAUAGCAGCUUCAAGGAGUUGGCUGCAAAUCGUCCUUUAUCUGAACUUAGAACUGCUGAUGAAGCAGCUGCUGCUGCAGCAUCUUUAGUGUCAGAGGCUUCUGAUAAUGUGACUGAAGGAGAGGUUCCUUCUGAUGCUGUUGAACAGUCUUCUAAACCUGUAAGUGCUGGCUUAACAGAAGCAGAGGAGUUGGAGAAGUAUAUCGCCAUUAGAGAAGAGAUGUAUAAGAAAGCUAAAGAGUUCGAUUCUAAGAUCGUUGGUUUUGAAACAGCUAUUGGGAGACCGUACUUUCACGUGAAGCCCCUCAAUGCUGCAGAACUUGAAAAUUGGCAUAACUAUCUCAAUUUCAUAGAAAAAGAGGAUGACUUCAGCAAGGUUGUGAAGCUGUAUGAGAGGUGUCUGAUAGCUUGUGCCAAUUAUCCAGAAUAUUGGAUGAGAUAUGUCAAAUGCAUGGAAAUGCGUGGAAGCAUGGACCUUGCCGAAAAUGCACUUGUGCGUGCCACCCAAGUAUUUGUGAAGAGACAACCAGAAAUCCACCUUUUUGCUGCUUGGUUCAAGGAACAUAAUGGGGAUAUAUCUGGUGCCCGAGCUGCUUAUGAACUUGUCCAUACAGAAAUUUCACCUGGUCUUCUUGAGGCAAUUAUCAAGCAUGCAAAUAUGGAGCGCAGACUGGGGAACCUGGAAGAUGCACUGUCUAUAUAUGAACAGGCAAUUGCUAUUGAAAAGGGAAAGGAACAUUCACAAACAUUGCCAGUGUUGUUUGCUCAGUAUGCUCGGUUUCUAUAUAUGGCCCCUGGAAAAGAGGAGAAAGCUAGAAAUAUUCUGAUGGAAGCGCCUGAGCAUGUCCAAUUAUCAAAGCCAUUCCUAGAGGCCAUGAUUUCCAUGGAGACCAUGCUUCCACUGCCAAAGCGAAUUGAGUACGUUGACACGUUAGUUGAGAAGUUCAUUGUUCCAAAUCCUGAUAACCCCAAUUCUGCCAGUAUGGCUGAAAGAGAGGAACUAUCUAGCAUUUUAUUGGAGUUUCUGGAUUUAGUUGGGGAUGCCAAGUUCGUGAAGAAGGCAUAUGAUAGGCAUCUAAAGACAUUCAUAAACAGAACUUCUGCGAUCUUGAAAAAACGUCUUGGAGAAGAUCUUUCAUCCGACAAGUCCAAGUUGGCAAAAGCUGAUCCUGCUGCUACUUCACCAGCGCAAUCCCUGGCAGGUGCAUAUCCUAGUGCACAGAAUCAGUGGACUGCUGGUUAUGCGGUACAACCUCAAGCAUGGCCACCGGUUGCCCCAGCACCAGUACAACAGUGGAACCCGAGUUAUACCCAGCCAGCGGCUGCCUAUGGUGGCUAUGGGACAACUUAUCCUCAAACAUCAGCACCGGUACCACAAGCUGGCACAUAUGCUAAUUAUCAACCAACUACUUAUCCAGCACAGGUGUACCCCCAACAGCAGAGUUAUGCACAACCAGCUGCAGUGUCAGCACCAGUAGCAGCAGCAGCUGCAACCCCUCAAGUGUCUACAGUCCCUCAGGCUUACUAUGGAAGCUAUUACUAAACAAAGUUUAGCCAACAAAUUUUGCACCCAUGAGGAUGGAGCAGACCGGACAUUGACGCUGCUGUUUUGCAGAGUGCGGUUUAGGGGGAGUAGGAGAUCUUUGGUUGAUGUGGAUCGAACAUACUGUCGGAAUUAUAGCUGUAUUCUUACCUCACUUAGGUAGGUCUCUCUAUUUGCAGGGUCCCGACCCUGUUAAGUACUGUUGUUCUCUCUUUUUAAGUAUGUAUCUUGGAACUGUUUAGGAAAGAGUGUGUUGCUGAGUAAUUUUUGUGGAGUAUUCUCUGGUCUUGUUUUAGUUCUCUCUCCUCUUCCUUUGUAAUCAUCUUCGACGCAAAAUUUAAGGAGUCAGGUGACUGUCAGUGGGAUGGGAUAAGUUCAUAUGACCUUAAGUAGAGCAUGCUCAAGGCUGUGUGAAUGCCGAAUACUGGAUGAGAUAUCAAAUCGGCCUGUGAUCAGUGAGAUUCUUCUUUGUAAUAAUAGCUGUGAAUGUUGUAUUGGCUUAACCAUCAAAAUCACAUGGUCCUUGGGUUCA
Molecule: messenger RNA, 3070 nt
Organism: Punica granatum (pomegranate)
Lineage: Eukaryota; Viridiplantae; Streptophyta; Magnoliopsida; Myrtales; Lythraceae
Source: RefSeq, a predicted model, not a curated record